ACGAUCAGCCGCACGACAACAAACAUGUUUGCGUAUGUAAAGUACGAUGACGGCUACCGCGCGGUUUUGCCUGACCGGCUAAUCAAGGGAUUUGAGCCAAAUGACGCUGACGAUUUUUCCAAGACCAAGAAAGUACAAGCGCAUUGGCGUAGUGAAGACGGGUCGACGGAGGGUUUCUACCCGGCAACUGUCCACGCACUCGCCGCUGAGGCAGCCCCAGUUGAAGUGGAAGGGCCACCGAAUGAAGAAAGUGUGCAAACAGUUGCACAUGCGCAGGUUGCUCCCACAGGCCCCUUCACAGAGGGGCUCUUCAAUGUUGUGGAUGGACAGGUGCAUAUUGGACGAGGGGUAUGGAUGUCCGAGACCAAGUGGCAUUUCAUCAUGAGGGCCGCCUCUGACGCGAGGUGCACUUUAGACGUGGCACGGCACCUUUGGACGACCUCGGAGGCAGCUCAAAGGAGCCUGACAGGUCAGGCAUGCCGCACAAAGAGGGACGCAAGCGCAAAGGUGCCUGCCACGCCUGAAAAAGUGGAAGUUGUGAUGAACUGCCUGGCUAAGUACGUGGAGGCGAACCCGAAGCCUCCGCCAGGAGCCCCUGCGGAACACCGCCUUGCCGCUGGGCGCAAACAUCUGCGCAGCUACUUCACGGAAGCUGGCCGUUGCGGCAAGAGGCCAAAGACAGCAAAGGCCUUGGGCAUAAAAGAAUAAUUUACUUAAUUAUUCUGUUCAAUAAAAUAUGUUAUUUUACUCUCUG
Molecule: messenger RNA, 754 nt
Organism: Rhipicephalus sanguineus (brown dog tick)
Lineage: Eukaryota; Metazoa; Arthropoda; Arachnida; Ixodida; Ixodidae
Exons: 4
Coding region: 25-708 (227 amino acids)
Biological process (GO): negative regulation of DNA-templated transcription
Molecular function (GO): DNA binding
Source: RefSeq, a predicted model, not a curated record